AUGUCAUCGUCGCCGCUGGGAGUCAAGCGCCGUCGCGUGGAAGAUGCCACGCGCAGACUCACCAAGCCAUUCGUCUCGCCCAUGCGCACCAACAAACCCACGGCAGCGCCAUUACCGCCCGCAACAACUUCUCAACCAUUCGUCUACACACCCAGUUCGCUGGCACACACUGUGCAAGUCGCCUAUCCGCCACCAAAGCCCACCAUUUCUUCUCCAAGACCGCUCUCAAGAAAGUACACCACCACUACACCUGUUCGAAGACCCGCAACAAGUCUCACUUCCUCGAGAAAGAAGCUUGCCAGUCCGGAAGAAGUAGCAGCACAGAAGGCGAUCGCAAUCAUCGAAGCACAGAUCCGAAGAACCAAAAACGACCUUGAUACUCUCAAACAAGCACAACAUAUCACAUCCACAUCCACCGACGCGGAUCUAGAACAGCUGGCCGACAAAUGGCGUCUCGCCUCGCAAGCCAUUGCGGAAGAUUUGUUCGGUGCCGUAAAGGAACGUGUAUGUAGGAUGGGAGGUGUGGCUGCUUGGCGGGAGAUGGAGAAGAAAAAACACGAUCGUAUGCAUGGAAUUGGUGAAUUUGCUAGGGAGGAGGAGGUCAUACAACCGGAUGAUGCGGACUGUGAGUUUGAUGACGAAGGGGAGGAGUUGCCAGAGGAUGAGCAGGAAUAUCGCAAGAAGAUGAAGCGGCAGGCCGAGCGUGAAAUGGCUGAAGCUGCGGAGGGGAUUGAGGAUAUACAGACUGAGCCGGGAGACGCCACAGGGAAGGAAAAGCUCUGGGAGGAGCCAGGGAAUGAUGACGAUUCUUUCGCGAUGGACAUGAUGCUACGAUCGCUCAACAUCGAGCUCGACGUUAUCGGGUACGACAGGGUGGAACAGCGAUGGAUCUUGUGA
Molecule: messenger RNA, 897 nt
Organism: Ramularia collo-cygni
Lineage: Eukaryota; Fungi; Ascomycota; Dothideomycetes; Mycosphaerellales; Mycosphaerellaceae
Exons: 2
Coding region: 1-897 (298 amino acids)
Biological process (GO): DNA recombination
Source: RefSeq, a predicted model, not a curated record